UAUGCACUUUACUAUUGUUAUCGGUAAUACAUCAGAUAAGAGCGAAUAAAACCCGUUAUGAUCGAUAAAAAAAUGAGUGUUUUUUCGGCGAUGUCGACGGAAAGUAUUGAGUCGUGGAUUUCCCAGGAUGUCCUCAAAGGGAGGAAAAUUGUGGAGACGGUGGUGGAGGAUUUGGUGGGACCGGGCGAGAAUUUCGGCGGGGAAUUACUGAAAUUGGAGGUGAUCCUGGAAGAUGAAACGACCAAAGUUCGAGAUGUGCUGCACGUCGCCGAAAAGAAAAUACCAGUUUCGGAGAUGUUUCAGAAAUUGUUCAACGUCCAGACCUCCUUCCAGGCCGAGAUAAAUUUCUACGAUAAGCUGGUGCCGAUAUUUCAGAAUUUCCAAAGGGAGAACAACGCUAAGGAGAUUAUGGAUAAUUUCUGCCAGCUGUACGGUUACAGGUUGAAUUUAAACGGCAGCAAAGUCGUGGAUAGAGACGCUUUUAUCCUGCUGGAAAAUUUAACUUACUCAGGAUUCCGGAACGUCAAUAGAUAUAUUGGAUUCACUUUAGAAGAAGCCCAGUUGGUGCUGAAGAACAUGGCAGCUCUACAUGCCGUUCCGUUGGCUAUAAAACUGAAGAAACCGGAAGUUUUCGCAAACGAAAUCAGACCGUUACUAACUAACGACAUAACACAACAAAAUAAUAAUAUAAAUAUAAAUAUCGGUAGCUUAUUGGAAGACAUUUUAUGGGAAUCGGAUAAAUGCGCUCCCAUUCUAAGCAAGGUGAUAGGAGCUUUAAAGACUGCCAAGACUCCGCAGAAGUACCAGCCUCGAGAACCCUACGCCACUCUCUCUCACACAGAUCUCUGGGUCAAUAACAUAAUGAUAAAGCACCAAAAUGGGGAACCCGUUGCUUGCAAGUUCGUGGACUUCCAGGGCUACGAUUACAAAUCCCCGGCCAUGGAUUUACUGUUUUUCCUACUUACCAGCCUGCAAGUGGACGUUCUGAGAGACGAAUUCGACAUCUUGAUCAAAUUCUACCACAAGGAAUUCCUCAAUAACCUGAGGGAAUUGGGAUGCGACGUGGAGCCUUUCAAUUUGCUCAAGUUUGAAGAGGAAUUGGCAACAUACGCUCUGGAGGUACUCCAAUGGUGCUCCGGGUUCAUUCUUUUCAUCAUUUACGGUCCCAAGGAGAAGCCGCCGGUGAUGGAGGAACCCCCGCCAUCGUUCGACCCCACAGGAAUUACCUUCAGAGACGAAUUGAGGAAAAUGGUUCGAUUAGAAGCCAAAGAAAAGAUACAAACGAUUGUUCAAAUUUAUUACAGAAAAAACUGGUUGAAGUAAACGAGCGUGUACUGUAAAUAAAAUAAGUUAUUUUUGCAUAUGUAUGUGCGUGUUUC
This is a messenger RNA of Phyllotreta striolata, 1379 nucleotides long. The record is from the annotation of a GenBank genome assembly. NCBI's taxonomy places the organism in Eukaryota, Metazoa, Arthropoda, Insecta, Coleoptera, Chrysomelidae.